Molecule: messenger RNA, 829 nt
Organism: Camellia sinensis
Lineage: Eukaryota; Viridiplantae; Streptophyta; Magnoliopsida; Ericales; Theaceae
Source: RefSeq, a predicted model, not a curated record
UGACUUUAUAUAAACCCCUCUCUCUCUCUUCUCCUCAUACCAUCUAAACCUCCAAAUUCUCAAUCCUCAACUGAAAACACUCUCUCUCUCUUAUCCAAUUCAUUCCUCAAAUCCUUGCAAUGAUCGCAUCCCUAACUCUCCCCACCACCGGAACUUUUCGAUUCUCGCCGGGAAACCGUCUUUCUCUCGCCGGAACCACCAGAUCUAUCUCCAAAAUGUCUUUCGCCGCUGUAAAUCCCUGCAAAUCUGCGAUCCACGCCUCCACCGCCACAGCUCCAGCGGUGGAAACAAGGAAAUCGAGAUCGGCGAGUCUCUACGAGGUCUUGAAAGUGAAUCGAAACGCGUCGCCGGUGGAGAUCAAGACGGCGUACCGGAGCUUAGCGAAGGUGUACCACCCGGACACUUCAUCAUCAUCGCAUAGUGAUUCAUCGGACGGCCGAGAUUUCAUCGAGAUUCACAAAGCGUACACCACGCUGUCCGAUCCGGCGGCAAAGGCUCUGUAUGAUCUGAGUUUGAGCGCCGGAUCGAGAGGGAGGCCGUUUGGAUACGCCGCCGUCGUGAGUCGGUCCGGGUUUUACCCCACCCGAAGAUGGGAAACGGAUCAAUGCUGGUAGUAGUAGUCCUCAUCAAUGAAUCCGGAUCCCCAAUUUUUAUUUUUAUUUUUGGGUUUUUGGAAGUAUGAAAUUGUAUGUCCUAGAUUUAUUAGCCACAUGUACACAUUUAUGACGUGAUAAAGGGAGAGAGAAAUUGUGUAAAUUUGAGCCAAUUCAAUUUUUGUUUCCCUUGGGAAAAAUUAGUAAAUAUAUCUUCAACUUUUUUUUUUCCCCAA